AUGGCUUCUCAACAGAGGAUGCCCAACAAGCAUCUCAUGGAGUUUCACGUGGUAUGCUCGGGAAUGAGACCAGCAAAUGUGGAUGAGGAGCAAGUCAAGUUGAGGGCAUUCCCAUUUACAUUAGAAGCCAAGGCAAAGGAGUGGCUUUACAAUUUACCUCCCGGAUCAAUGAACACAUGGAACCAGGUGAAGCAAGCAUUUUUGGAGCAAUAUUUUCCGGCCACAAAAGCUGCAAGCAUAAGGAAGGACAUAUGUGCAAUCCGACAACAACAUGGAGAGCCCUUUGGAGAUUACUAUGAGCGAUUCACACAUUUGGUUGCAUCUUGUCCUAAUCAUCAAAUUUCAGAGCAUCUUUUAAUACAGUAUUUUUAUGAAGGAUUAUGUGGUACUGAUCGUGUAUUGCUUGAUGCAGUAAGUGGAGUAGCAUUCAUAGACAAGACACCAACUAAUGCUAAGGCAUUGCUAAAGAACAUUGCUGGCAACACACGACAAUUUGGAGGGAGAGAUGAGCUACCUUUUAAGAAAGUUAACGAGGUAAGUGCUAACUCUAGUAUUGAAUUACAAUUAGCUAACUUGACUAAUCUUGUGCAACAAGUUAUGGUGGCUCCAAAACAGGUGUGCGGUGUAUGUUCAAUGAUGGGACAUGCCACGGACAUGUGCCCUUCGUUGAUAGAUCAAGGUGGUCUUGAGCAAGCUAAUGCGUUAGGAGGAUUUCAAGGGCAACAAAGGCAAAAGUAUGAUCCAUAUUCCAACAACUAUAACGCAGGAUGGCGCGAUCAUCCACACUUAAAGUGGAACAAUCAAGACAACGGACAACAAUCUGUUCCCAACAACUAUAACCGUCCGCCUGGCUUUUUUCAAGCAAGACCGCAGGCACCAUUUCAGCCUCAACAACAACAAGCUCCAAGUAAGUCUCUUAAGGCUUUAAUUGCUUCUUUAGCUAACUCUACUCAAUCUCAUCAACAGAAAACAGACAAAGCAAUUGAAAACCUUGAGCGCCAAAUGAGUCAGUUAGCAAGUUUGAUGGGGCAACAACACCAACCAGGAAGGUUGCCUAGUCAAACCGUGAUGAAUCCAAAUGCGGAGCAGAUGAAUGUUGUGACUUUAAGGAGUGGAAAAGAAGUUUUUGAGCAAUCGAGGAUGCAAAAGAGGACUAGAAAAGACACAAUUGAACAAGGGGAGCUACAAACCAAGAAUCUUGAGCAAGAUGAGGCUUCAACAAAAACUGAAAAGUCUCAUAAAGAUACAGAAUUGAACAAAAAAGAUUCUGAUAAGGUAAGUAAAGAAGUUCAAAAUUCAUUUAACUCAUGUGUCCCUGUUCCUUUUCCUCGUACGUUUAUGAAGUCUAAGAAAGAGCAAAUUGAUAAGGAAAUCUUGGAUACUUUCCGGAAAGUCCAAGUGAACUUACCUCUUUUAGAUGCCAUAAAACAAGUUCCCAAGUAUGCAAAGUUCCUUAAAGAGCUUUGUACGAACAAGAGGAGAUUGAAUGAUCAAGAAACUGUGGCAUUGAGCGAGGAAGUAUCAGCUGUUUUACAGAGAAAGCUGCCACCGAAGUUGAAAGAUGCCGGUAGCUUUACCAUUCCAUGUGUAAUCGGAGGGAAAGAGUUUGGGAGAGCAUUGUGUGAUUUGGGGGCAUCCAUCAAUCUGAUGCCAUAUUCAGUGUAUGAGUCAUUGAACCUUGGAGACUUGAAGGAAACAAAGGUAGUAAUCCAGUUGGCAGAUCGUUCAAAUAGAUAUCCCAAAGGCCUAUUGGAGGAUGUACUUGUGCAAGUGAUGCUCAUUUUUCCCGCUGACUUUUUUGUUCUUGAGAUGGAACACGACCCUAUGCCUACUGCACUUCCUCUUAUAUUGGGAAGACCAUUCCUUAGAAUGGCACGUACGAAGAUUGAUGUCUACAAUGGUACCUUAACCAUGGAAAUUGAUGGGGAAAGCGUCAAGUUCAGAAUCUUCAAUGCUAUGAGGAUUGUUUUAAUGAAGGCACCUAAAUUGGAGCUUAAACCGAUUCCUGAACAUUUGAAGUAUGCAUUUUUGGGAGAGGAUGAAACAUUACCAAUCAUCAUAUCGUCACAACUCACAGCAGAAGAGGGGGAGAAACUGAUCCGGGUACUGAAGGAUCACAAAACUGCCAUAGCUUGGAGCAUUGCAGAUAUCAAAG
Molecule: messenger RNA, 2155 nt
Organism: Malus domestica (apple)
Lineage: Eukaryota; Viridiplantae; Streptophyta; Magnoliopsida; Rosales; Rosaceae
Source: RefSeq, a predicted model, not a curated record